AUGAGGAGCAGCAGCUGGAUUUCACUGUGUGGACUUCUGUCUGCCAUCUGCGCCGUCCAGGCCUCAUACACCCCCUACCUUGCCACGCGCUGUAACUGCAAUGGGAGAGCUCAACACUGCGUUUGGGACGCCUUUGGGAUUCGCUGCCUCGACUGUGACGGAAACACAGAGGGCCGCUUCUGCGACCGCUGCAAGGUCGGCUUUUACCGGGAGGGGGAGGGACUGGGAUGCACGCCCUGUAACUGCAACUCCAUAGGGUCUGUCAGAGCUAGAUGUGACAGCAGCGGGGCCUGCAGGUGCAAAGAAGGAGUCACAGGAACGAAAUGUGACCUCUGCCCUGAUGGACCGAUCGGACCGGACGGCUGCGCGCAAAGAAAUCAGACCAGAGAGGAUUCUGGGAGUCAGACUCUGCCAUGUUUCUGUUACGGCCACAGCAGCCAGUGUUCUGCACAAUCCGGUUACUCCAUCCACAACAUCGCCUCCACCUUCACCGAUGGUCCUGGCGGUUGGACGGUGGCGACGGCUCAGGGCGUCACCCCCAGUGACGUUCAUUUCAGAUGGUCACCAAUACACCGGGACCUGGAGGUGAUCUCCAAGAACAGCCUGCCGGUUUACCUGUACGCCCCAGGUCCUUACCUGGGGAACCAGUUGCUCAGUUAUGGUCAGAACUUCUCCUUCUCCUUACGUCUGGACCGGGGCGUCCGACACCCGUCCACCAAUGACGUGAUCCUGGAGGGCGCCGGUCUCAGAGUCUCCGCCUCCCUGGGCGACCUUCGGUCCAUCGUCCCCUGUGGACAGAAACUCAAGUACAGCUUCAGACUGGACGAGCAGCCCGGCAGCAGGUGGAGGCCUCAGCUCUCCUCCCUCCAGUUCCAGAAGCUCCUGCAGAACCUCACCGCCAUCAAGAUCCGGGCGACCUUCGGCGAGAACGGACGUGGUUACCUUGACAACGUGCAGCUGGUGUCGGCACAGCGUGGGGACGGCGUCCCGGCCGGCUGGGUUCAGAACUGUAGCUGCCCCGCUGGAUACGAGGGCGAGUUCUGCGAACGCUGCUCAGCCGGUUUCAGACGCAGGACCCCCGCAGACGGAGCCUUCAGCCCCUGCGAGCCCUGCAGCUGCAGAGGAGGCAGCUGUGACCCUCAGACCGGAGACUGUUACUCUGCCGACGAGACGCCCAGAGAGCGGCACUGCCCCGAGGGGUUGUACAGAGACCCAUGGCAGCCCCAGACCUGCGUGAAGUGCCCCUGUCCGGAGGGAGUGUCCUGCUCACUGGCCGCUGGUUCAUUGGAGCCCCGGUGUGACAAUUGCCCGACCGGAACCACCGGUCCUCGCUGUGACGCCUGUCAGGAGGGGUUUUAUGGAGACCCCGCAGGAGUCGCUGGAAUGCGGCGCCCCUGCAGACCCUGCGAGUGUAACGGUCACAUGGACGUCAGCGUGGCGGGAAGCUGCGACCGCAGCAGCGGCGAAUGUCUGAAGUGCCUGAACAACACGAAGGGCUGGAGCUGUGAGUCCUGUCUGAGAGGCUUCUACCACAGCCGAGCCACCGACGCCUGCAAAUCGUGUGACUGCGACGUCCAGGGCUCUGAGUCCAGACAGUGUGAUGACUCUGGUCGCUGUCGAUGCAGACCGGGCUUCGAGGGUCUGAGGUGCCAACGAUCUAACUGCCCCGCCUGCUUCAGCCCCAUCAAGACAAAGAUGGAGGCGUACGCUGCCAGACUGAAGGAUCUGGAGACUAAGUUCUCAGACAUGGACGGAGGUUUGAGUCCAGCCAACAGCGCCGAGAUGGAGGCUGCUCUGAGAGCUGUUGAGCGGCUGGUGAACAACCUGCAGGACGACACUGAGGAGAUUGAAGACAUGGAGAAGAGCCUGCAGCGUCGCCUGUCGUCCAUCAGCAGGAGUCAGCUGGCCGAGGGACAGGACAUCCAAAACCUCGCCGACACGGCCGACGACAUCAAACACAAACAGAAAACCUACAAGACGGAGGUGAAAACGGUCCAGACUCUGAUGGACGAGAUGAAACGCAAACUGGAGGAGGCCAAGAGGAACCUCAGAUCAGCUGACCUUCCUCUUGGAGAUGCUCCUGCACUGGGUCCAAACUUGUUGUCUUCAUUGGUGCAGACAGCGACCAGCCUGGCAGAUAAACAUCAGACGAAGGCCACCGCUGUGGAGCAAACCGCCAACAUGGCUCUGAGCGACUCUAAGAAGAGUCUGGGUCUGGUCCGGACUCUCAUGACCAGAGAGAACAAGGUCAAAGAGCUGAUCGGAGAUCUGAAGACAAUGUACGACCAGACUUCGGCCAGGGUGAAGGGUAUGGAGAACCACGCGAUCCGUUUGAGCAGCGACGCCAAGGGUGAGAGCAAAAUGGCGGACGACAUGUUGAAAAACAUCGUCAAGAUGGAGCAAAACCUCCCAGCAUCCCUGAAGGGGGAGAUGGACGCCAUGGUUUCCAGGUUUGCCGGUAUGAAGGGUGUGGCGCACGAGAACAUCGCAGGCUUUGAGGCACUGCAGGGCGGCGUGCAGCGAGACAUGGCCGCCGCCAGGGACCUGUUGGCCAAGGGCCAAGCCGCCCAGCAGGACUUCAACAAGCUGCUGGACAGAGUCAACGUUGCCAAGGCUGACACCGAGGGCGCCCUGCAACUCAUCAACAGCAACACCAAGGAGCUGGACGUCGCGUUCAACACCCUGAAAGGGUUCGACCAGCAGAUCGACGGCAGCAGAGCUCUGGCUGACGCCGCCAUCAGGCGUCUCCCCGGCAUCAACGCCACCAUCCAGCAGGCCAGUCGCAGCAACGAUCACACGCUCUCCGUCCUGGAUGAAGUGUCCACAGAUUAUACCGGUGCACUGCAAAAAAUCAACAUGCUGGACGGCCUGGUCAACAGUCUGGAGGGAACGAUUGGAUCGUUGCCGCCUCACACCGGUCUGCUGAACGAAGCCACCACACUGAACAAGGAGGCGAAGGAUCUGAGGACGAAGGCGGUCGAUGUGGUCGGAGACCUGGAAUUUGAGCUGGACGACGCCAGGAGGCUGCAGGACGACGCUCAACAGGCGGCCGUCGGAGCAGCUGCAGCUUUCAACAACGCCAGACAGGCCAGAAACGCCGUGGGACAGACCCUGAGAGACAUCAACAACCUGCUGGCCAACAUGAACCAGCCCGGCACCGUGGACGAGGACCGCCUGAAGCAGCUGGAGGCCUCUCUGGCCCGCGCUCAGACUGACGUGCAGGAUCACCUGAGGCCUCGGCUCAGGGACAUGGAGCAGCAGGAGACCGCCAUGCGUCGCAGGCUGGUCGGCAUCAACGGGGACAUCGACACCAUCCUGGGCGACAUCGCUAACCUGGAGGACAUCCUGAGAUCCAUCCCCAGCGGCUGCUACAACAGCCCCCCCAUCGAGGAGCCCUGAGUCCAGACCCACAGGAGAAACCUGCCUCACAGUGGCGGCGCAGAAAUCAUUUGGCUUCAAGAGUUUUUGAGCGACUGUCCUGUUGAACUAAUAAUAAUAUUAAUGUUGUUGCACAAACCAACCACUGAACCUGUUUAUUCUUCAGCCAGCACCACACUGCCCCCUACAGGUCGUCUAGUGCUAAUGUCUGUUGUCUGACGUGUGACUGUAAGAGAAGUCUAUUUAUAUGUGUACAGUUUCAGUUUUUAUAUUUUUCAAAAUCCAGUGUUUUUA
Messenger RNA from Seriola dumerili (greater amberjack), 3672 nucleotides. Its product is annotated as laminin subunit gamma-2-like. The record is from RefSeq and is a predicted model, not a curated record. NCBI's taxonomy places the organism in Eukaryota, Metazoa, Chordata, Actinopteri, Carangiformes, Carangidae. Gene Ontology annotation, molecular function: extracellular matrix structural constituent. The coding region runs from base 1 to 3399 and encodes 1132 amino acids. The transcript is spliced from 21 exons.